AUAGCGUUUGAGUUACCAUUGUAUUUUUCUCUGUGCGGAAAAUAAGAAAAACACAUACACAUAGCACUGCAAUGUGGCACACUGUAAACGGUGUUACACCAGUUACACGUAUUACGUCGAAUGCGAUAGCGAUAUUUGUUGCUUUCUACGCACACACCUACUUUGACAGAUGAAGGCUUGAUUCUCAAUAGGAGUGAAAAGGUCCACCGUUGAAACAACGAUUCGAUUUGGCGGGUUUUCAAUAAAUAACCACUACACUGAACACGGCAUAACCCGAGCUGACCGCUUUCGGCAUCGCGUUUGCAUUCUCGCCGCAUCAUUCAAUCAUUCAUUGCCCCGUAGUCUGGCAACGAUAUCGCUUGUGAGAGGAUUUAAAUUAGAAAAAAAUAAGUUGUUAUUUUGUGCUAACUUGUUGGAAAGCCAGUGAAUCAAAAAAUGUCGGAUAACGAAGUCGUCACCAAUGAGUCCGAAUCUGAGGAGACCACUGAAACCCCAAAGAAGGGACGUGGACGCCCGAAGAAGGAAGGAGGUACUGCUGAGGAAAUCAACACGACCGGCGAAAAUCAUGCUCGUCAUGUCGCUUCCUCACCAUCGUCCUCCCUGGUUCAACAUAUCUGGAGUCCGAUAUUUGACUAUUUCAAUCGAAAAAAGGCUCACCGGACGGCGGACAGUGCCGAGCCUGGUGGUCGGGCAGGAGGGACCCCCGAACCAGAAACUGUAACUGCGGAAAACUUUCCCAUUGUUGAGAAGCUCCAGUCUGCGGAUUCAUGUCCGCUGGAGUUCGAGUUCCGAGCACCACCGCCACCAGAUUCGUUUGAACCCGUACAAACGAUAUCGAUUUUGGAGGCGAGCCAACAGCAGCAUAUAUUUUCUACCGAGAACGAGUUCCAGCCAGCACAGACUUUUCAGUUUGCGGCAUCCGAUUUUGACUGUCUGCUCUCCAGGGGUGGCGACAUUCAACACCAAGUGCCUAGAGAUUCUCUGUUGUUGAAAUUUGAUCCCCUGUUGAAAGUGCCUGCAGCAGCAAGCGCACGCCUCGGCACUACGGAAGAAGAGAAAUCGGAAGGCGUAGGUGUUGAACUUGCACCACUAGUGGAAACCGCACCAGCAGCGGAGGAGGCUGAAGGUGGUGAGAUUGCUGGUGUUUUGCUGCCAGCAUCAGGAACUUGCGAAUCGGCUGCUAGUUCUUCUGUUGUUUCACUAUCUUCUAGCAGUAUGAGCGUUGAUGAAACUAAAACUUCGCAAACCUCACACUGCGCAGACGAAGAGACAGACGGAAAAAUGAGCGUUGACAACACCAUAAUAUUGGACUGCGAAAGCAGCACAGAAAGAAACAUGAGUUGCACGGAACCAGAUCAGGAUUUGAACAGCACCAACGAGCUGGACAAAAAACAGAGCAAAAAUGAGUCACUUAAAACUGACGAACUUGAACAGAAGUUAAAGGAAGCGGAAAUUCGCGAAGAAACAUUGUUAAAGCGAAUCACGGACAAGGAUAAAACCAUUUCAAAAAUGAGCGGUGUUGUGGAAGCGUAUGAGCGGGCAAUUGCCGAGCUUAUUGCGGAAAAAGAACAGACCGCACAGAAUUACGAGAAAACCUGCGAAGCAUUGAAGGCGGAUAGCGAAAUCAAUGCGCAACAUUUGGAAUCUCUAGAGAAAACAUUCUCCGAUUUGCACGCCAAAUAUGAACGGCUGAAGGCAAUUACGGUGGAAUAUAAGGAACGAGAGGAAGAACUGGUCACCGAACGUAAUCGGUUUGAGGAAAACCUCCGGAUGCAGGAAAAGCGGUACGAAAACAUGAAGAGCCACGCCAUGACACAGCUGGAAAUAGCAAACAACAAGCUCUCGGAGAUAGUUCAGAAUCAUGCACAGGAAGUGACGAAGUUGAAGGCACUGCUAAAGAAGGAAGAGAUAUAUCGGGCCUCGGUGAACGAACAACUUAGCCAGAAAACGCGCGAAAACGAGGAACUGGUGAAAAUAUGCGAAGAGCUAAUCAAUGGUGGUACCACCAAUUAGGGUCAGCAGGAGAUUCACUUGUGAACUUGAGGUGUGAUUGCAUAAGGUUCGAAUACUAUGUAUUAUAACAUUAAGUAGUGCAGCAGCGAUACACAUGUUAAUCUUUCAACAUUAAUUAAAAACUGAUUUUGAUUCGUGUUUUUAUUUA
Wyeomyia smithii (pitcher-plant mosquito) is the source of this 2161-nucleotide messenger RNA. It is a transcript of the gene tacc, whose product is annotated as transforming acidic coiled-coil-containing protein 1. Gene Ontology annotation, cellular component: cytoplasm. Gene Ontology annotation, biological process: cerebral cortex development; regulation of DNA-templated transcription; cell population proliferation. NCBI's taxonomy places the organism in Eukaryota, Metazoa, Arthropoda, Insecta, Diptera, Culicidae. The record is from RefSeq and is a predicted model, not a curated record. The coding region runs from base 436 to 2013 and encodes 525 amino acids. The transcript is spliced from 5 exons.